Molecule: messenger RNA, 1047 nt
Organism: Sinocyclocheilus anshuiensis
Lineage: Eukaryota; Metazoa; Chordata; Actinopteri; Cypriniformes; Cyprinidae
Gene: hes2.2
Product: hes family bHLH transcription factor 2, tandem duplicate 2
Exons: 3
Coding region: 12-602 (196 amino acids)
Molecular function (GO): protein dimerization activity
Source: RefSeq, a predicted model, not a curated record
GCAAGCUCAACAUGACUCCUAACGCCACUGCUGUAUCUGCUCUGACUUAUGCGCCCCGCACCGUGGCCAUGAGAAAAGAAGCAAACGAACUGAGAAGAACUUUAAAACCCUUACUGGAAAAGAAACGACGAGCGCGCAUCAACGAGAGCCUCAGUCGAUUAAAAGCGCUCAUUCUCCCUCUCACAGGCAAAGAUAAUCGCCGUUACUCUAAACUGGAGAAAGCUGAUAUUUUGGAGAUGACCGUCAGAUUCCUGACUGAUAUUCAAUCCAUUCCGUCUAAAGAUAGCGCCGAUAGCUUUAAAGCGGGGUAUGCAGCUUGGCUCCAGCGCGUUCCAGCGCGCCUUCCGCAAACCGGACUCGACGCAGAAACCCGCAAUCGCAUCAACGAGUUAAUCGAGCAUUCAGUGAUGCCCAAGACCCCAGCCUGCCAGAACUGCUGUGCACAGAGCUCCAAAAUGAUGACACAAAUCCAACAAAGACUCCUGAAUUUGAAAUCUAGCAGCUCAAGAAUCGUAACCCCGGAAAAAAGCGACGCUGCGAUUCCCAGUCGACCUCAGCCUGUGCCACUGAUCACCGAUGCCAAAGUCUGGAGGCCUUGGUAGACCUACCGUACAAUUGACUGCUGUUAUGAUCUUUUUAAUGCAAGCCUUUUAGAAUUGUAUAUAUUUGCAAACUGCGUAGUCUCUUGCAGUUUUUUUUUUAAUUUGAUGAAUAGGUGUCAUCAAAUCUCAUGUGAGUAUUGUAUACUUGGUUUUCCAAUCCAGUGUACUGUAUAGUAAUGACACAGACCCGUUCAAAUCGUUUAGUUUUCAUAAAGAUCCUGCGCGUAACCUGUACAUAACGUGGUUAGAUUUAUGCCCUUCUGCGGGUUAAAUCGUCGGUGGCUCUUGAAAACGCCUAAGUAAAACCCCAAGGGUUGAUAAUUGUAAGAUAUUUGCACUUCAUACUUUAGUAUUCUGGGUUGGUGCAGAUGAUUUAAAUGUAAGCACUCUGUGUUGUUGUUCACUGAAAUCUCUAUUUUAGGAGAGGUGCUAUUUAUUUCCCUGU